GAGGUUAUAUAAAAGAUCAUUAUUAUUUAUAAAUAAUAAGAAAUUGAUAAUGAUGAUAAUGAUGCGGUGGUAUCAACAAUUAUUUAAAUAUGAUAAAUGUUUAAGAUUUUAUAUGCGAUUUAAUAAAAAAAAAUCUGUUAUUCAUUUGUGUUCUUCUAAUGAUACAAUUCACACUAUAUCUUACAUCUACAACAAAUAUAAUUAUGAAAAUGGUAAAAUAGAGACGCAAGAGACAUUAAAGUUAAAUAAAUCGAAAAAGAAUAAAAUAACAGAAUUUGCUAAAAUUGCAAAUAUUCAAUUAAAUCAAAAAACUACAUUUUCUAAAAAAUUAGUAGAUAAUUCUCCAUCUUUAAUACAACCAUACUUAAGACUUAUAAGACUAGAUAAACCAAUAGGGUCUUGGUUAUUAUUUUGGCCUUGUGGUUGGAGUAUAGCUAUGGCAGCAGCACCAGGUGCUCUACCAGAUUUUCAACUUUUAAGUCUUUUUGGAAUAGGGGCAUUCGUUAUGCGUGGAGCAGGAUGUAUUAUAAAUGAUAUGUGGGAUCAAGAUAUUGAUGGAAUGGUAGCCAGAACAAAAGAUAGACCAUUGGUUACUAGAGAAAUUUCACCUCUACAAUCAUUGAUUUUUCUUGGAAGCCAAUUAACUUUGGGAUUGCUUAUAUUGUUGCAAUUAAAUCUUUAUAGUAUUAUAUUGGGAGCAAGUUCACUAGUCUUAGUAAUAAUAUAUCCUGUUAUGAAAAGAAUAACAUAUUGGCCUCAAUUAAUUCUUGGGAUGACUUUUAAUUGGGGUGCACUUUUGGGUUGGUCUGCUGUGCAAGGAUCAUGUAACUGGUCUGUAUGCUUGCCACUUUAUAUUGCUGGAAUUUGUUGGACACUUUUAUAUGAUACUAUAUAUGCACAUCAGGUAAAUUAAAAUUUUUUUUUAUUAUAUUAUAUUUAUUAUUUUGAUUUUAGUAUAGUUAUGAUAACAGGAUUAAUUGCAUCAGGUAUAUUAGCUGCACAGACUUGGCCAUAUUACACAGCAGUAGGAUUAGUUGGUACUCACCUUGUCAAUCAGAUAUAUAGUUUGAAUAUCAAUAAUCCUGCAGAUUGUGCCAAAAAAUUCAUCUCUAAUCACAGGAUAGGAAUGAUCCUUUUUACAGGAAUUAUUUUAGGAAAUCUUAUUAAAGUUUCUAAAAAAGAUAGCAAUAUUGUACAAGAAUCAGAAAAAAAAUCUAUUCUUAUUAAACAAGAAUAACGAUAGUUUCAUUAUAUUAUUAUAAAAAAUUAUUAAAUAUACAUAUUAUAAUUAUGCAUAAGUAAAUUCUAUAUAUUAAACAUAGAACAUGAGAUAAAUAACUGGCUGGUUCCAGUAAAUUAAAGAAUUAGUUUUAAUUA
Molecule: messenger RNA, 1377 nt
Organism: Apis florea (little honeybee)
Lineage: Eukaryota; Metazoa; Arthropoda; Insecta; Hymenoptera; Apidae
Gene: Coq2
Product: ubiquinone biosynthesis protein COQ2, mitochondrial
Biological process (GO): ubiquinone biosynthetic process
Cellular component (GO): mitochondrial inner membrane
Molecular function (GO): 4-hydroxybenzoate polyprenyltransferase activity
Source: RefSeq, a predicted model, not a curated record